Rubroshorea leprosula is the source of this 702-nucleotide messenger RNA. NCBI's taxonomy places the organism in Eukaryota, Viridiplantae, Streptophyta, Magnoliopsida, Malvales, Dipterocarpaceae. The record is from the annotation of a GenBank genome assembly.
GGAAAAGACGAGUGGUAGAAGGAAAGUAAAGCAGAGCUUCAUUUUUUAGUCGAAUCCGACCAAAAAAGUCCCUCUAGUCUUCGUCGCCGCUCCAUUUUCAGGAGCCCCUAAUCAAAUCUUAUACUUUCCCAUGGAAUGUGCACGGACGCGGGCCUUUAACAUCAAGACAAGAUACAAAGGAUUCAUCUUUCAGCUCCAUUUUCUGUCUCCCCUCUCUUCAAUUUUAUGGGGACCACUCUGCUUCUUAGGUCCCCUGUUAAGCUUUCUCCGUCUCCAUCUGUUAAUGUUAUUUCAGUCUCCAGGUUCUUCUGUAGGAGUGCAAGUUCCAAGGUGCAAGGCAUGUAACAACAUCCUAGGAAAUUGUCCUACUCUGAGUCAAUUCGCUUACAUAUUGGGUGUGAAAGAAUACAUCACUUGCUCCACUCUGCUUGACUUUUCAACUUUGGAUUUUGGGUUUCAAUUUCUUGGCAAGUUCAGGAACAUUGACUAUUACAAUCGGCUAUUGUCUUAAUUGAUGAAAGAAAAUGAUGCAGCAUGCAGCCCCACAACUGAAUUUUCUACACCAAAAUUUUCAAAGUAAAAGAGAAGAAGAAGCAAAGCGAGUAGGAUUGUAGGGCAUAACGGAAACCUUGAUUUAUAGUUUUUGUAAUUGUAGAAACACAGUCAAAGCUAAAGAUUGAAGCAUAAAGAUUGACUCCAGGA